AUGCAAGAUUUAAUUAAUUAUAAUUUUGAGGACAACCAAAACGAGUUGGUAAUUAUAGUAAAUGACAAAAAUGAAUUUCAAGAAUUACAAACAAGAAAGGUUAUGAGAAAAAAUAAUUUAUGGCAUAGAUCAACAGCAAUCUUAGUUUUUUCAAAGGAUGAAAAAAAUACUUUCAUAUAUGUACAUAAAAGAUCUAAAAUAAAAGAUUAUUGUCCUUCUUAUUAUUCUAUUGGAUUUGGUGGAGUAUUGUCAGAAAAUGAAAAUUUUUUACAAAAUGCAAUAAAAGAAUUACAUGAAGAAAGUGGUAUAAUAAAGAAACCUGAACAGUUAUUUGAUUUAGGUUUAUUGAAAUGUGAAACUGAUUGUGCUAAGUCAUAUGUAACUUUUAUUAAUCCUGAUUUUCAAACAACACCUCAAUUAAGUGAAAUAGAAUUUAUAACAAAAAUUCCCUUAAAUGAUUUAGAUAAUUUUAUUGAAAAAGAAAAAAUGACAGGAAUAAGCAAAAAUGUGUAUCAUUAUUUUAAAGAUCAAAUAAAAAAAAUUAACUUAGACCAAAUUUAUAGCAUGACUAUUUGA
Molecule: messenger RNA, 576 nt
Organism: Plasmodium relictum
Lineage: Eukaryota; Apicomplexa; Aconoidasida; Haemosporida; Plasmodiidae
Product: conserved Plasmodium protein, unknown function
Exons: 3
Coding region: 1-576 (191 amino acids)
Source: RefSeq, a predicted model, not a curated record